Messenger RNA from Mugil cephalus (flathead mullet), 1512 nucleotides. RefSeq names its product dihydrofolate reductase (gene dhfr). Bases 646 to 1215 code for a protein of 189 amino acids. The record is from RefSeq and is a predicted model, not a curated record. Gene Ontology annotation, biological process: dihydrofolate metabolic process; tetrahydrofolate biosynthetic process; folic acid metabolic process. Gene Ontology annotation, molecular function: NADP binding; dihydrofolate reductase activity. Lineage: Eukaryota; Metazoa; Chordata; Actinopteri; Mugiliformes; Mugilidae. The transcript has 6 exons. Gene Ontology annotation, cellular component: mitochondrion.
AGGAAUUUGCCUUGGUGUUUGUUGCAUAAAAUAUGUAGCUGUAUUCUUCUAUAUUCUUCCUGUAGUCCAUGAACAUCUCCAUUGUCUUGGAAGCGUUCCAGGUUGUUACAGCUACACCAAGUCACCAGGCGAACAAUCUCCAUCCUGUAGGCGGGCUCAUCUCCAUCAGAGAUGUUCCUGAUGAGGGUGGUGUCUCCUCAAACUUCAGCUUAACAGACUUGUGACUGGAGGUGCAGCUGUUGGUGUACAGGGGGAAGAGUAGAGGAGAAAGGACACAGCCUAGAGGGGAAGCUGUGCUGGUUGUACAUACUUAACAGUACACCAUUCAUAAUUGAACAACAUAAUACAGGGAAGUAACUACUGUGGACAAUGGGAAGCAAUAGAACAUGUAAUACUGCAUUGUCAGAAGUAUGACGUGGAAAGACAGAAUUUGACAACACAUCUCAGAAAAAUUAUACGAUACUCCAUUCCAGUUGGUGGCGGCAAUGCACCAGUUCGUAGCCAACUGUCAAACAACACAGAAGAAGAAAAACAUUCGAUUUCAGGGGCUUGUGCUGGUGGCGGGAAACUGUGUUGAAACUGGUUGGUGGAAACACACGCAGCUAAGCAGCAGACCGAAUAGCAAAGCGUUCCGGUCCACAUAUAAUGUCUCGUAUUCUGUGCGGUAUCGUGGCGGUGUGUCCUGAUCUGGGUAUCGGGAAGAAUGGAAACCUUCCCUGGUAUCCUGUUCGACUCAAUAAGGAAUUUGCACAUUUCCGAAAGAUGACUGCAACUCCAUCUGUGAAAGGAAAGCAGAAUGUAGUGAUCAUGGGCAGGAAGACAUGGUAUUCCAUCCCAGAGAAGAACAGACCUCUGAAUGACAGAAUCAACAUUGUCCUCAGCAGGAUGUGCAAAACGCCCCCUCCAGGAGCACACUACCUGGCUGAAGAUUUCAGCUCCGCUCUCAGGUUGGUUGACACAGAGCUGGCUGAGCAGGCUGACCAGGUCUGGGUUAUAGGAGGCAGCUCUGUCUACAAGGAGUUGAUGGAAAGCCCAGGAACCAAGAGACUGUUUGUCACACAAAUCCUGAAGCAGUUUGAGUGUGACACAUUCCUCCCUGAAAUCUGUCAGGACAAAUAUCAUCUGUUGCCAAAUUUUCCCGGAGUGCCGCAGGAGCUGCAGGAGGAGAAUGGUAUCCAGUACAGAUUUGAAGUCUAUGAGAGCAUUGAGAAGUGAAUAGCCAAAUAUUCACUUUUAAAAAUAAAAUCCUGAACUGCUAAACACAAACAAAGAGUUAAGAGACAGAAGUUAGCAAAGCAAAUUAUCUCAAUUGUUUUAUCCUAUUUUUGAUAUAAAGAUGGUGACAACUAGCGUUUAGUUUAAUUGUUAGAUAGAAUUAGUCCUUGUGCUGCGUCAUUAUUCUGACACUGUAAAACUGUUACCAAUAAAGUGAAUUCAGUGUGAAUUUUGAUUUCUUAAAGUUACUGUAAAAUGACAAAAAUAAAUACUUUCUGUAAUGUUGUGUAAUGCUGA